This is a messenger RNA of Spirodela intermedia, 5796 nucleotides long. The record is from the annotation of a GenBank genome assembly. Lineage: Eukaryota; Viridiplantae; Streptophyta; Magnoliopsida; Alismatales; Araceae.
AUGGGGAACAACAAGAAGAUGGGGAGGUCCAGAGGCCAGACAUCGCACCGGGGGCAGUCCAGUAGGAGCCGCCAACUCCGAUGGUAAUCGUCUCGCCUUCUUCUCUCCCCCUGGAACGAGAUGCAUCUUUGAUCGAACGUGUUGAACAUUUCCGCGCGUAUUUACACCAGAUCAUAGUGUUUAUUUGUCGGAUGAUAAUUACUAUUUGCAUUAGAGGGAGCCUUGGAGAAGGAGGGUUAUAUUUUCCAUUUUUUUUAAUCUGUUGACAGUACCGUAUUUUCCUGAUUUUGGAUAUGUUCACUGCUUCUUCUAUGUAGUGUAUACGCUAAUUUACUCUCAUGCUUUUCGCAGGGAAGAUUCACAAGCGCAUGGCACCCUCACGGCUUGUCAGGGUGAGUCUCUGCCUCAGAAUUGUUCAUUUUUGGAGUAAACUUCAUGUUUUUGUGACCAAAACUUCGGAGUUUUUCCUGCUCUUUAAUCUAGCGUUGCGCUGGGUCCGAACACAACUUUCAUGAUCUCAGUAGUUGACUAUAUUGGCCCUUCCUUUAAAAACUUUCAUCUGUGAAUGUAUCAUCGGAGAACAGUCUAUCUUCCAUCUCGGCAAAAUAGUUCACGUCCUCACUAUAUAUUAUAGGGUACGUUAAGUCGCCUAUGUAGGCAUUCAUUGCAGUCUGAUCUAUGGAAAGUUUCUACAAGAGCCUUCUAUUGACCAUAUCUUAAAAUAGUAGACGAGGGAAGGGCGUGUAUGUGUACUUAAUAUAAACGUUUGAGUUUUAAUUACUAGAGAUCAAGAUAUAUUAGUUGGCCGUAUGUUCAUAUUAUUUCAUCCAAUCACUUCGGGUCAUUAAGAGAACAGCAUCUGCAUUCCUUCUUACAUUGUGAGUAUCUACUUCUUUACAGGAGGCUGUCAAAAGUUCUUGCAUGAUCUCAACAACAGUAAGCAUAUAGUGUAGUUUAGUUUUCUUCAUUAAGGAAAUGUCCAUAUGACCAUCCUGGAAAUCCAGUUCUAUUUCUGUCAAGUCAUGAAAAUGGAACUGUCAUGUUAAAUUAUAAAGUUUUCCUUUAAGGAUUCCAUCUUGAUGUUUAUUAUUGUACACACCUCUUCAAUAGUUUUCAAUUUAGUCUCUGUCAAUCUAAAAAUAAAUUUGGCUCUGAAAAAAAUUCGUGUUCAUAUUAUCUUCUGGUUCACGCUACUGACCCAUUAAAGGACCCAGAAGGCAAGAAAAAUACAAUAUGAGUUAUUUACAUACCUUGUUAUGAGGUAAUUUCUAAAGAAUAGAUUGCUUAUGUAAAUUAUCAGCUGAUUCAUCUCGUCAUCUCCAUGGAAAAAAUCUGAGGAUUCAUAAGCAAAGAUAUAGAUGUGAAUUUGAGGUGUUAAGUACAAAUGCGUCAUCAUAGAUUAUUGCUCUUGCUUUUUCAGAAAUUAGCUAAUAAAUUGGGUUUCUUAAAAUACUUUCCCUGCAGAAGAUGAUGACGAGGAGGCAGUUGCUGUUCCAAAAAUUAACCUUGCAAUGUGGGUAGGUAACAUUGAAAAAUCUCAUAUCCGCAUUCAACAUAAACGGUGGUUCUGACGUCUGUGCGUGAAUGCCAAAAUACAUUGCGUAAUUUAAGGGAUUGUCAUGGACUAAUUCAUUUGGACGUAGGAUUUUGGACAGUGCGAUGUUAAAAGGUGCACAGGACGCAAGCUGGCAAGGUUCGGUUUAUUAAAGGAAAUUUUCUGAUCCUGAAUACCCCGUGUUUAUUUUAUUUCCUUCACUUUAUUGAGAAGUUAGGAACCAGGUUGUGUUUGGUCUUUUAUUUUUUAAGUCUUUUUCAUACCUAGAGUCAUAUCUUAAUGAUUUACGUGAAAACUGGUUUGUCCAUAUUAUGAGAGUCCUAAGUUUGAAUUGUUCAUGUAUGGCAUUAGUAGAGAGUUUACCUCACCAGGGACCUGACAGAGCUAGCGGCAAGUGGUGCAUCGGAUAUCACUUUAUGAUGAAGGAUAAAAGUGAACUGAUAAGUUAUAUAGGGGAAAUAUAUCAUGCUUUUGAACUCUUUUGGCUAGUAGCUUCCUUCUUUAUCGAAAAAAUGUGCGAGGAUGGCUCCCUGGUUGCAUUGACUUGCUUUGAUUAAUAAAAUGGUAAAUUAUUCUCUAUGCGGAUUACUGACAGACUGGUGCUCGUCAAACUUUCGUGGUAGAAACCUUGCAAGACCUUGUAAAGAUUUGAUGUCAUGCAAACCAAUGAAAACUUGUUCAAGUACUUGGAUCCUCCAUUGGACCUUAAGAUGCCAGAUUGAUGGAAUGAGGCCAAUUCUAUUAUGAUUUUUUUUUCUCAGAUCAUGAUUAGUUAUGGUUGGAUUGUGUGAAUGCGAGUUUUAAGCUUUACCAGCACCAUUAGCUGAUUCAAUCGCAACUAAAUCUAGAAGGAUUCAGAGACUAUCACUAUGUUAAAUUUAUAGUAUGAGCACUAUUAGCUCCAGGGACUAUCACCAAGAGGAGACUAGAGUCUAUAAUUAUGCUUAAGCUGUGACGGCAUGACUUUCUUUCUGCCUCAGUAUCUAGACUAAUUAGUUUGAGAUACUACAAUUUGGUUAAUCUUAGUCUUGUGAUGGCAUCUUGACAAUAUGCAAUCCCCAACCAACGUAUGACCUAAUUGGUAUUACUAAAUAAGUAUAAUACUUCUUUAAAUUUGCUGACAAUAUAUGUGCUCUUUCAGGAAUUGCGUGUGACCACUGGUUUUGGUGGCAUUGUCUUAAGGUAACUCUCAACUUUUAAUUCUCUUAAUUUUUUUUAAUAGAUGAUUCAUAUUUUACAUCAAAUAAAAGAAUGGAGGUUUGUAAUUCGAAAGGCUGAGUUUUAGAUGUCAGUAUUCCCUGCUAAGUUAUACAAGGUAUUUUGACCUGGUAUCUGACAGGACUUGCUUGCAAUGCGUUUUCAUUUUAUUUCUUGUCACUUUUGACGAAGUGUGUAUUAAUCUCAUCCAUUUCGAUGUUCUAUGUUUCUGUAGUCCAGUUGGGAGGAUGUGCGUUUCAAAGGAAGAUCAUUCUUCAGUAAGGUGCAAAGGACUUGCUGUUGUGGACUGUUCAUGGGCUCGUCUGAAUGAUGUUCCGUUUGCGAAACUUCGUUGCUCUGGACCUCGCCUUUGUAAGAAAUGAAUCUUUUGCUCUAUUUUCUUUGUCUAUGCAGUCCUAGAAGACACUUUAAGGAAUCUGGACAUAUGUUUGAUAUUUCCUUCCUAAUAAUGAUGAUGCCAAUGUGAAUGUACGUACCCUCCUUUUGAUAUUGAAGAUGGGUUCCAGAGUUGAAAUGAAUCAUGUAAAAAAAAUAAUUUCUAAAGAGAACUGGAAAUUGAAAAUGAUAUUGAGUAAUUUCUAAAGAGGACUGGAAAUUGAAAAUUGAAUUUAAAAUCCUUCAACAGGAGAUGAGCUAUUUUUUUUGAGAAACAGAUGGAAGUCUAGCCAUUCACUACCGUCCUGCAAAUUAAAAACGCACUAAAGUUUUUCUCCUUUUUUGUAGGUUUACUGUUUCGUAAAAGUUCUGAUGUAAAAGAGUACUAAAGUAAUCAUUUAUUGUAAAAUCGAUUGGGAUUGAAACUUUUUAUUCGAUUUAGAUAGUUUUUUUUUUACACGAGACAGUUCUUUUCUGCUUUUCAUAUGAGGAAACUUUUCAAAUGCACAGCAUUCAGUACAUUAUCUGAAUCAUAUAUUUUUGAGAAAGGGUGUGAUUGUUACUUACAGUAAUGCAUUCAGAAGCUCCCCCUUCAAGAAAUGAAAAUAUAAUAGUGGACUCAUUGGACUCAGUGCUUAGGCAAGAGUUUUACAACUGGGAUGAGUAACUAGACAGAAAAAACUUUUUUGUUUUAAAAAUUAUGCUUCUCCUGGACGGGACCAACAGAUGUGAGAAAGCGCAAGGAGGUGCUACUUGGUCGGUAUGUUGUGUCAGAUGCACUGAUCUUUGUGAUGAUGGAACGGAUUGGUGCUUAGUGUAGAUGAGGAAUAAAACUCCUUUGGAGAAGGCGUGGUAGUACUGGUGAAAAGAUAUAUAUUUUUUUCUCUUCUGCUCAUGAAGAAUGUUCGGGUUAAAGAGGUUAUCUUCUUAUAAUCUUCCACUUUCGGGGAUAGGGAGAUAUUGUGCAUGAAGAACUCUCGUGAUCUUGUUCUUCUUCUUCUAGAGGCGAUAGUUUAUAGAUGCCAUAUUUCCUGGAUAUCUUCAAAAAGAAACUCCCCCCGCCUCUUCCGAAAAAAAAAAAAAUAAAGAAAGAGGAAAAAGAGAAAAAAUGUAUCCUACUUUGCUCCUGUUUUCUUGACUUCUAUGUGUGGGCAAUCAUCGAGGUGAACCACAAUUCUUCAAAGUUCUGCGUGAUUUAAAGGGAAUAAUGUGGGACUUAAAUGCUGAUAUAUGCCUCUCGAUUGCAGUACCAUGGUUGGUGGCAGCGAACCCGGUGAACUAUGGUCGUCCGUGCGAAUUAUCCUGUGUUGAAGCAUUAUCUGCUGCAUUGAUCAUAUGGUGACCAUUUCAUAUGUUAUUUUGUUGCUGAAGUGCGUUCCAUUUUCAGUCUCAUCUAUUUAUUUCUCAAAAAUAUAUGGUUAGCCAAUUCCUUUGGUAUCAUUCCGUUAACGAUUAGAAAUAACUGCUUGUCUGAAAUUUCUUUUCAAAGGUAGAAAUAUCAUCGAAAGCUUAAAAAUUAUGAGCUAUACACUGGAAAUAUUUAUAUUUCUAUCGCAUAUAUUAUGAUGCUUUCUUUAAAUAUCUCAUCCAUGGCUGCUUUGAAACCAUCUAUCACGCUCUGUUUCUUCCUAAUCUUUACUGAAGAAGGUGUUUCUACUUUUGCCAUCGUUGACCAUGAGCUUAAUCUUGAUUGAAUAUCAUAGACGGUGAAGCAUACUUUCCAGCCAUUGAAAUGCAUUCAACAUGGAUACCUUGCCCUUGUGUUCGGCUGAUUUAAUCAUGAAUUCAACUCGAAUAAAGUGAAUCAUGUAUAAGGACUAUAAUCAUUAAUCAUGAACUGAGUAUGCAAAUGAAAUCAUUUCCUUUUAAUUUCCACUUUUGCUUCUGACAUGAACGAUCUUUAAUCUCGUUGUUGACAGUGGGGAGGAGGAAAUGGGGAAUCUGUUGCUUGGGAAGUUCAAAUGGGGGCAUUCUUUCCUCUCUCUUAAUAGGUAUCACGGGAUUUUAUCAAAUAUUUUUUUGGUGAUAAAUUAGUUUUUGGUGAUAAAUAUCUCUUCAAAAGUAUGUGUUGGGUGAUUUUUUUUCUUUGCCUUAUUUGGCAAUCAAGCUCGUCAACUCUUUAAUUGAUUAAUUUCCUUUUCAUCUUGAUAUGCUUUCUUGUCUAUUCUAGGGAACUUCUCAAGGCAUAUUCGCAGUGCGAGAAUGGGUCCGAAGUUAUUUCGGUGCAAAAUUCUUGGCUCUCUUGUAACUCAAGAAUCUCAAAGCCUCUUCCCCAGAACGAUGGUCCUAUUUUUUCUCCUGCCAUCUGGAAAUUAUUUUAUUUUUUUCUCAUAAUAUUACUACUUCUGGCACUACUUUUUUUCUGUUUUCAGCUCAGUAAUGUUAGAUCUUUGCACUUUGGCACCGUUUAUAUGCGGUGGUUAUGUGUUCAUUUUGCAUUAUUUCCUUUUCUUUCAAAAAUCACGUGUUCUAAAAAAUCCCACGUCUACAUCUUGUUGACUCCAGCCGUUGACGAGGAGCAUCCUGGCGUUGACUCUGACUGUGAUUCUGAAGACGGGCUUCCACCCCUUGAACGGAAUCUCAACCACAUGCACCUUGAGGAAGAAGACACAAGCGAGAGUGAAGACACUGGAGAGCUGGUAGAAUAA